Molecule: messenger RNA, 549 nt
Organism: Chenopodium quinoa (quinoa)
Lineage: Eukaryota; Viridiplantae; Streptophyta; Magnoliopsida; Caryophyllales; Amaranthaceae
Product: keratin, type II cytoskeletal 2 epidermal-like
Exons: 2
Coding region: 1-549 (182 amino acids)
Source: RefSeq, a predicted model, not a curated record
AUGGGUGGGGGAGGGAUUUUUGGUGGUUUUCGAGAGUGGGGAGGUGGUCUUAAGGGGUUUUCGAGUGGAGGAAGAGGUUUCAAGGGAAGGAGUGGUCGCCGAAAAACAGGAAAGGAGAUAAAGAGGGAGGUUGGGGAAUUGCAGCAGGAAAACGGGAAGGGAGAUAAGGAGGGGGGAAUUAGCGGCGCAAGGAGAGGGGGAAUAGCAGCACCUGGUGGUGUGGUUUUUGGAGUUUGGUUGGUGGCCGGAGUUAGAAAGGGUUUUAUUGGUGGUCGGGGUUGGGGUUUCAGGGAGGGGGUUGGGGGUUUAGAGAGUAGUGGCCGGAGCGGCGACUCCAGUGGUGGGGGAGGGCCGGAGUUCCGACGAGGGAGUUGGCUGGCUGGGCAGCAACUAGGAGUCAAAUUCAUGCUUUUACAAGUUCACUUGGGCAAAAAUGGCCUAAAAUGGAAUGUUAACGUUCCCAAAGUUGUUAUUUUCUUUCUAAAUUUCAAUCCAAUGAAUUAUAAUAAGAUUAUAUACCAUGUUUGUAUUGUUGGCAACUUGACAUAG